UGAAUGCCAAUCCAAUCCAUUCCAAUUUCCAAGCACGCCCACGAGAGGGAAGCAAUGAAUCUUGAAUCGGUACUGAGUCCAGCAGCACUACCGUGGAGCUACCUCGCCUGCGGCCUCUUGAGCUUGGCGCUCCUAGUCCUAUGGCCAACCACCCGGCUGCUAGAGCAGCUAUGGUGGCGGCCGAGGCGCCUGGAACGGGCUCUUCGCGCCCAGGGCCUUCGUGGGACGUCCUACAGUUUCCUCCUCGGCGACAUGAGCGACUACGGCAGGCAAAACAAGGAGGCAUGGUCCAAGCCCCUGCCGCUGCGCUGCCACGACAUCGGCGCACACGUCAUGCCUUUCCUCUACAGAACCGUCCAGGAGCACGGCAAGCAGUGCAUCUCCUGGUUCGGUCCGGUUCCCAAGGUGAGCAUCACCGAUCCUAACCUGGUCAGGGAGGUCAUGUCCAACAAGUUUGGGCACAUCCAGAAGGUCAAGUUCCCGGCGCUGUCCAAGCUCCUCGCCGUGGGCGUGGCCACCCACGAGGGCGAGAAAUGGGUCAAGCACAGAAGGAUACUCAACCCUGCGUUCCAUGUCGAGAAGCUCAAGGUACCUACCUACCUGCAGGUUGCGCCUCUUUUUGAUAGCCGUUGUGGCAAGUGUGUGACUAAUUCGCUUGAUUUGCAGAUCAUGUUGCCCGCCUUCUCUUUGUGUUGUGAAGAGCUUGUUAACAAAUGGACACAGUCCCUUGGUCCCGACGGCUCGUGUGAGGUGGAUGUUUCCUUAGAACUCCAGAGCCUCACCGGAGAUGUCAUCUCACGCACCGCAUUCGGCAGCAGUUAUCUCGAAGGAAGAAGGAUUUUUCAACUCCAGUCUGAGCAGGUCGGGCGGUUCAUGGCAGCCAUUCACAAGAUUAUGAUUCCCGGUUACAUGUCCUUCCCUACUAAAAAUAAUCGAAGGAUGCGUCAAAUUAACAACGAGAUAGAGUCCAUUCUACGAGGUCUAAUUGGGAAAAGGAUGCAAGCUAUGCAAGGAGAGAGCACAAACGAUGACUUACUCGGCUUAUUGCUGGAGUCAAACAAGACAGACAUGAAUGAAAAUGGCCAAUCCAUUCCUGGAAUGUCCAUAGAAGAGGUAAUAGAGGAGUGCAAGUUGUUCUACUUUGCAGGAAUGGAGACGACAUCAAUAUUACUCACAUGGACGAUGGUCGUACUUAGCAUGCACCCAGAGUGGCAGGACCGUGCAAGGGAGGAGGUUCUUGGCCUAUUUGGAAAACAUAAGCUUGACUACGAGGGUCUUAAUCGACUCAAAACCGUGACAAUGAUUCUUUAUGAAGUUCUCCGGUUGUACCCACCGGCUAGUGCGUUCACCCGACAGACAUACAAGGAGAUUGAGAUCGGAGGCGUCACAUACCCGCCUGGCGUGAUUUUCGAGAUGUCCGUGCUGCACAUCCACCACGACAAGGACAUCUGGGGAGACGACGUGCACCAAUUCAGGCCCGAUAGGUUCGCGGAGGGGAUCUCCAAGGCGUCCAAGGAACCGGGAGGAUUUUUCCCUUUCGGAUGGGGGCCACGGAUCUGCAUCGGUCAGAAUUUUGCACUGCUUGAGGCCAAGAUGGCAUUGUGCAUGAUUCUUCGGCGUUUUGAGUUUGAGCUCGCCCCGUCGUAUACACAUGCGCCACAUACCGUAAUGAUGUUGCGUCCCAUGCAUGGUGCUCAAAUUAAGCUACAGGCGACCUCUUCGUAGUAGUAUCACCAUAUACACAUAUUUCAGAACAUAUUUGUUUUUGAGAAUGAUUCACUCUACAUGUAUCAUAUGCACUCUUAUCUUGGCCAUGUAAAAAGGCUUUCCUUGCCUUCUAUCGUAAUAAAGGUCCAACAUGAUUUAGGGCCAUGAUAACUCA
Molecule: messenger RNA, 1882 nt
Organism: Triticum aestivum (bread wheat)
Lineage: Eukaryota; Viridiplantae; Streptophyta; Magnoliopsida; Poales; Poaceae
Product: cytochrome P450 72A15
Exons: 3
Coding region: 4-1725 (573 amino acids)
Molecular function (GO): heme binding; oxidoreductase activity, acting on paired donors, with incorporation or reduction of molecular oxygen; monooxygenase activity
Source: RefSeq, a predicted model, not a curated record